AUGUUUGAGCCCACUGUCGCGUCCAAACUGUCCUCCAGUACUCCCAACGGCCAUCAGUCCUCCGUAAACCCCAACGGCCAUCAGGCCUCCAGUACUCCCAACAGCCAUCAGUCCUCCAGUACUCCCAACAGCCAUCAGUCCUCCAUAAACCCCAACGGCCAUCAGUCCUCCAGUACUCCCAACAGCCAUCAUAACCCCAACGGCCAUCAGUCCUCCAUAAACCCCAAUGGCCAUCAGUCCUCCAGUACUCCCAACAGCCAUCAGUCCUCCAGUAGUCUCAACAGCCAUCAGUCCUCCAGUACUCCCAACAGCCAUCAGUCCUCCAAUACCUCCAAUGGUCAUCAGUCCUCCAGUAACCCCAACGGCCAUCAGGCCUCCAGUACUCCCAACAGCCAUCAGUCCUCCAGUACUCCCGACAGCCAUCAGUCCUCCAGUAACCCCAACAGCCAUCAGUCCUCCAGUAACCCCAACGGUCAUCAGUCCUCCAUAAACCCCAAUGGCCAUCAGUCCUCCAGUACUCCCAACAGCCAUCAGUCCUCCAGUAGUCUCAACAGCCAUCAGUCCUCCAGUACUCCCAACAGCCAUCAGUCCUCCAAUACCUCCAAUGGUCAUCAGUCCUCCAGUAACCCCAACGGUCAUCAGUCCUCCAGUAACCCAAACAGCCAUCAGUCCUCCAAUACCUCCAACGGUCAUCAGUCCUCCAGUAACCCCAACGGUCAUCCGUCCUACAGUACUCCCAACAGCCAUCAGUCCUCCAGUAACUCCAAAAGCCAUCAGUCCUCCAGUACUCCCAACAGCCAUCAGUCCUCCAGUAACCCCAACGGUCAUCAGUCCUCCAUAAACUCCAACGGCCAUCAGUCCUCCAGUACUCCCAACAGCCAUCAGUCCUCCUGUAACCCCAACGGCCAUCAGUCCUCCAUAAAUCCCAACGGCCAUCACCAUCAGUCCUCCAGUAGACCCAACGGUCAUCAGUCUUCCAAUACCUCCAACGGUCAUCAGUCCUCCAGUAACACCAACGGUCAUCAGUUCUCCAGUAACCCCAACAGCCAUCAGUCCUCCAGUAACCCCAACAGCCAUCAGACCUCCAGUACUCCCAACAGCCAUCAGUCCUCCAGUAGACCCAACGGUCAUCAGUCUUCCAAUACCUCCAACGGUCAUCAGUCCACCAGCAACCCCAACGGUCAUCAGUUCUCCAGUAACCCCAACGGCCAUCAGUCCUCCAGUACUCCCAACAGCCAUCAGUCCUCCAGUAACCCCAACUGCCAUCAGUCCUCCAGUACUCUCAACAGCCAUCAGUCCUCCAGUAGUCCCAACAGCCAUCAGUCCUCCAGUACUCCCAACAGCCAUCAGUCCUCCAGUAGACCCAAUGGUCAUCAGUCCUCCAAUACCCCCAACGGUCAUCAGUCAUCCAGUAACCCCAAUGGUCAUCCGUCCUCCAGUAACCCCAACGGUAAUCAUAACCCCAACGGUCAUCAGUCCUCCAUAAACCCCAACGGCCAUCAGUCCUCCAGUAGUCCCAACAGCCAUCAGACCUCCAGUACUCCCAACAGCCAUAAGUCCUCCAGUAGACACAACGGUCAUCAGUCCUCCAAUACCUCCAACGGUCAUCAGUCCUCCAGUAACCCCAACGAUCAUCAUUCCUCCAGUAGUCCCAACAGCCAUCAGUCCUCCAAUACCUCCAACGGUCAUCAGUCCUCCAGUAACCCCAACGAUCAUCAUUCCUCCAGUAGUCCCAACAGCCAUCAGUCCUCCAAUACCUCCAACGGCCAUCAGUCCUCCAGUACUCUCAACAGCCAUCAGACCUCCAGUACUCCCAACAGCCAUCAGUCCUCCAUAAACUCCAACGGCCAUCAGUCCUCCAGUAACCCAACGGUCAUCAGUCCUCCAGUAACCCCAACUGCCAUCAGUCCUCCAGUACUCCCAACAGCCAUCAGUCCUCCAGUAGUCCCAACAGCCAUCAGUCCUCCAGUACUCCCAACAGCCAUCAGUCCUCCAGUAGACCCAAUGGUCAUCAGUCCUCCAAUACCCCCAACGGUCAUCAGUCAUCCAGUAACCCCAAUGGUCAUCCGUCCUCCAGUAACCCCAACGUCCUCCAUAAACCCCAACGGCCAUCAGUCCUCCAGUAGUCCCAACAGCCAUCAGACCUCCAGUACUCCCAACAGCCAUAAGUCCUCCAGUAGACACAACGGUCAUCAGUCCUCCAAUACCUCCAACGGUCAUCAGUCCUCCAGUAACCCCAACGAUCAUCAUUCCUCCAGUAGUCCCAACAGCCAUCAGUCCUCCAAUACCUCCAACGGUCAUCAGUCCUCCAGUAACCCCAACGAUCAUCAUUCCUCCAGUAGUCCCAACAGCCAUCAGUCCUCCAAUACCUCCAACGGCCAUCAGUCCUCCAGUACUCUCAACAGCCAUCAGACCUCCAGUACUCCCAACAGCCAUCAGUCCUCCAUAAACUCCAACGGCCAUCAGUCCUCCAGUAACCCAACGGUCAUCAGUCCUCCAGUAGUCUCAACAGCCAUCAUUCCUCCAGUACUCCCAACAGCCAUCAGUCCUCCAGUAUUCCCAACAGCCAUCAGUGCUCCAGUAGUCUCAACAGCCAUCAGUCCUCCAGUAGUCCCAACAGCCAUCAGUUCUCCAUAA
Messenger RNA from Oncorhynchus mykiss (rainbow trout), 2637 nucleotides. Lineage: Eukaryota; Metazoa; Chordata; Actinopteri; Salmoniformes; Salmonidae. The record is from RefSeq and is a predicted model, not a curated record.